Molecule: messenger RNA, 438 nt
Organism: Staurois parvus
Lineage: Eukaryota; Metazoa; Chordata; Amphibia; Anura; Ranidae
Source: the annotation of a GenBank genome assembly
CGAAACUCAUGGUAUUGUGGAGGCAGGUUGUUAUAUGACUGUGUAGUUACCAUAUCAGCCUGUGAUUCCCUGAUUGGUAGAGAACUUGUGCCACAAACAUGGUUUCCACAAUGUUCCUCGCAAUGGGAGAAUGUAAAAUUUACAGUCCGCGCUCCCCCAGUUGAUGGAGGGAUUAUGGGUAGAAAACCAAGGGAUGCCCAGGAUGACAGGAAAUUUAGGUGAUGUAAUCAGCUGAAAGUUGAUGGUCUCAAAAUUGUCAGCCUGAAAUUGGAGUACCAGAGGAACGGUUUCAUGAGUAUCUGGUCCUGAUGAUAAAGGUGAACCAUCAACCAUUCUCCAUAUCAAUAGGAGCAUAUUUGUUUUCUUCUGAGAAUAUUAUUGUUGUGGGCAAACUCUAUGUCAUAAAAGUUUCCCCAGCCCAGAGUCCAGCAUAGAAGA